CGUCCUACGACACCCACAAACCAACAAACAUGUUCUGCAAAAUCUUUGCUGUGAGCGCUGUGUUGGCUACGGCCAGUGCUGGUCUGCUAGGCCACGGUGGUGCCAUCUCCUCUCAGAGCAUCGUGCGCCAUGAUGAGGGCGGUUACAACUCCUACGUACACGGUGCGCCUUUCGGGCACUACUCUGGUUCCGUGGCUCACUACGGCGCUCACAUCGCUCCCUUCGCCGCUGGAGCAGGACACUACUCAGGACCUGGCGCCUACUACGGUGGACAUGAUGAAUUUGCUUACCCCAGAUACAACUUCGCCUACUCCGUGGCCGACCCCCACACCGGCGACCACAAGUCCCAGCACGAGAGCCGCGACGGAGACGCCGUGCACGGCUCCUACUCCCUGGUGCAGCCCGACGGCUCCGUGCGCAAGGUCGACUACUCCGCUGACGCGCACCAUGGCUUCAACGCUGUUGUACAUAACUCCGCCGUACAUCAUGGCUUCGCUCACGGCUACCGACAACGGACAUCAAUCAACACUUCAACGUCCUACGACACCCACAAACCAACAAACAUGUUCUGCAAAAGCAUCGUGCGCCACGACGAGGGCGGUUACAACUCGUACGUCCACGGCGCGCCUUUCGGGCACUACUCUGGCUCCGUGGCGCACUACGGCGCUCACAUCGCUCCCUUCGCCGCCGCCGCAGGACACUACUCGGGACCUGGCGCUUACUACGGCGGACACGAUGAAUUUGCUUACCCCAGAUACAACUUCGCCUACUCCGUGGCCGACCCCCACACCGGCGACCACAAGUCCCAGCACGAGAGCCGCGACGGAAACGCCGUGCACGGCUCCUACUCCCUGGUGCAGCCCGACGGCUCCGUGCGCAAGGUCGACUACUCCGCUGACGCGCACCAUGGUUUCAACGCCGUUGUGCACAACUCCGCGCCCACCGUACACCAUGGCUUCGCUCACGUACUAGUAAAAAUGUUCAGCAAAAUCGUAGCCAUCAGCGCCCUCCUGGCCGCGGCCAAUGCUGGUCUCUUAGGCCACGGACACGCCGUCUCUUCACAAAGCAUCGUCCGUCACGAUGAGGCCGUUGUACACGCCGCCCCUGUAGCCCACUACGCCGCUCCCGUCGCCCACUACGCCGCCCCCGUCGCCCACUACGCCGCCCCCGUCGCCCACUACGCUGCUCCUGCUGCGCACUAUGACGGUCAUGAUGAAUACGCCCACCCCAAAUACGAUUUCUCCUACUCCGUGGCUGACCCCCACACCGGCGACCACAAGUCCCAGCACGAGAGCCGCGACGGAGACGCCGUGCACGGCUCCUACUCCCUGGUGCAGCCCGACGGCUCCGUGCGCAAGGUCGACUACUCCGCUGACGCGCACCAUGGCUUCAACGCCGUCGUGCACAACUCCGCCCCUGCUGCGCACCCCGCCCCCGCUGUGCACGUCGCUCCCGCUGUACACGCCAUCCCUGUUGUACACGCCGCCCCCGUUGUACACGCUCUCCCCGUGGUUCACGCUGCCCCUGCUCAUGGUUACCAUCACUACUGAAUGACUAAUAAUUAGUUUAAUUAAUUUAUAUAUCGAAAUGUUUGCCUGUCUUGUUAUGUUCAUUUAUGUACAGUAUGUUUUGUAAAUAUAUGAGUGUGAUAAAAUAAAUAAACAGAUCAAAUGUA
This is a messenger RNA of Manduca sexta (tobacco hornworm), 1675 nucleotides long. RefSeq names its product histidine-rich protein PFHRP-II. The coding region runs from base 30 to 1550 and encodes 506 amino acids. Gene Ontology annotation, cellular component: extracellular matrix. The transcript has 9 exons. Lineage: Eukaryota; Metazoa; Arthropoda; Insecta; Lepidoptera; Sphingidae. The record is from RefSeq and is a predicted model, not a curated record.